Gadus morhua (Atlantic cod) is the source of this 5141-nucleotide messenger RNA. RefSeq lists its product as uncharacterized. The record is from RefSeq and is a predicted model, not a curated record. Gene Ontology annotation, molecular function: sequence-specific DNA binding. The transcript has 8 exons. NCBI's taxonomy places the organism in Eukaryota, Metazoa, Chordata, Actinopteri, Gadiformes, Gadidae. Bases 111 to 3293 code for a protein of 1060 amino acids.
GGCCGCUGAGCACUGGUGGAUUGCGGAAGUAUGCACUGUUCCCGGGGGCUUCGAAUAAAUGAGCUACGACCGUAGGAGCGCGACAUUGUUUUUUCCUGGAGAGCCACAUUAUGGCUUGCAAACGAGCCAGGCAUGACAGUUGCUCUGUGUUUGGAUGUACAAAUGAACACAAAAAUCUAUUUUUUGUUCCUUCAACCGAGCCUCUGAAGAACCAGUGGGUUAAUUUUAUUUUCUCUGGAAAUGCGAGAGUCUGCGCCAAACAUUUCACCGACGACUGCUUUCUCAACUUGGGCCAAUACAGAACUGGACUUGCUAAGCGUCUAAAACUUAAGUCUAGAUCAGUACCAACCCUCCUUGGCUCAGCCUCAAACCUCGGACAAGCCAGCACAUCAAGUGAUUACAUUCAGCCGCUGAUCUCAAGGGAUAUUGCCUGCCAGACAGACCACCUGGAAGCACAUACUGUAGGCACACAGCUAUCCUUACAGACUUUGCGGCCCCACUUAAACAGUGACGAAGACGGUGAUGCCUUUGGAGAUGGCAGCACGCAGUGCGGCGCCACCUCAGAGAGUCUGCGUAUGGACGCCCCUGGCACCUACCACAGGGAGCUGAAGAUCCUGAGCGUCUAUGGAAAAGGGGAGGGCCCACUGGCGGUGGACGGCCAUGACACCCUCUUUACCACGUCAGAAAUGGAGGCCCUGAACUCGCUCUCUGCGGACCACUGCGUGGCCAAGAGCCUGGACCGCGGCGAGCGAUUGGUCUGCCGCAUGGAGCUGGAAGACUGCGAUGCCUUUGGAGACCGUAGCACGCAGCGCGGCGCUGCCUCGGAGAGUCUGCGUGUGGACACCGCUGGCUCCUCCCACAUGUCCAGUCACAGCGAGGAACUGAAGAUCCUGAGCUUCUACGGAAAAGGGGAGGGCCCACUGGCAGUGGGUGGCCAUGACACCCCCUUCACAGCGUCCGAAGUGGAGACCCCGAGCUCACUGUUUGCGGACCACAGCGUGGCCACGGGCCUUCGGCGCAGUGAGCGUUUGGUCCGCCAUAAGGAGCUGAGUGUCCAGGGUCUUGAUGAGGAAGUGCCUCAGAAGGGUUCUGAGCCAACAUAUUCCUCAUCACUAAAUGAUGAUAUUGAAGAGGAGCAGUUUUCUGGAGAUGAACUGCUUUCAGACCAGGACAGUGAUCCAGAAUCUGAAAUUAGCCAAAUAUACGAUGAGAAAUACAUACCUGAGUCAGAUGAGGAUGAUGGCGAAGAUCCAGAUGCAAGCUUAGACUUCAUGCCUCAGUCGAAAGUAAAACCAGUAAUGCCUGAUGUUGGAGCAUCUAGAUCAGACACCAGUGUCCAAGAUGUGCCCAUGGUUCCCAGUGCUGCUGUUGCAUCUGAGUCAGGAGAUUCAAACCAGUCAGAGGAAAUGCCAGAAGCUGAAGCUGAACGACGCAAACAAGAAGUAACAUUACAGAAUACGACUAUAAAAAAUUACUGUUACGUUUGUGGUAAGCCACAGAGUAAAAUCUCCCGUCACUUGAAAUUGCACAGGAAACAUGCUGAACUAGUUCAUUUGUUUUCCCUCCCUGAAAAAUCCAAGGAGCGCAAGAUCCUAUUAGAAAAAAUUAGGAACAAGGGAAAUUUUAAACAUAAUACGACAGUUUUACAGGCUGGAGAAGGACCACUGAAAGUGAAACGACAACCAAAGGCUAACAUAAUGGCAGAAAAGUUUAUUCACUGCGUGUACUGUCGAGGUAUGUACAUUCGCAAGGAGCUUUGGAGACAUGUCCGCAGAUGCCCCUGUAAACCAGAAGGUUUGAAUGAAGAACCUGGUAGAACCAAAGUACUUGGUCUGGCUGCAGCACAAGAGUCUGCAUCCUGUCAGCAGAUCUCAUGUGGAGUGUGGAAGCUCCUUGGUGUCAUGAAGCAGGAUGAGGUUGCCAUAAUUGUGCGAAAGGACCUCUCAAUUAUUCAGUUUGCCCAAUCACUUUACAACAAACAUGGACAGGACCCCACAAAGUAUGACUACAUUCGUCAGAAGAUCCGUGAAGUGGGCCGUUUUUUGUUGUGUCUGCACACAGAAUUCUCCAUACAUACCAUGGAGGAGGCUGUUAAACCUGCAAACUUCCAGAGAGUUAUGCGAGCAGUAAAGAAAGUGUCCGGUUUUGACGAAGAGACACACUCAUUCCUAACUCCAAGCCUUGCGCUGAAACUGGGACAUUCGCUGCAUAAAAUCUGUGACAUUAUUCAUUGUAGAGCACUCAUGGCAGAAGAUGAAGAUCGGAUCAGGUCCACUGACAUUUUCAAGAAGUUGUACACUUCCAAGUGGUCGGAGUUGGUUUCACAUGGUGCCCUGAACACACUGAGUGAUCCCAAGUACCACAAGCCAUCAACAUUGCACUUCACCGAAGAUGUCCAGAUCUUUCAUCGGUACCUUGACAAAUCUGCAGAAGAAGCCUUUGGCAACUUGAAAGAGGUGGCCACCUCCCAGAACUAUGCUCGACUUGCAAAAGUUACACUUGCACAAAUCAUUGUGUUUAAUCGGAGACGUGCUGGGGAGGUUUCAAAAAUGCUCCUCAAAAGUUUUCUUGAAAGGGACAACACAAAGCCUCAUGAAGAUGUUGCCAUGGGGUUGUCAAAGACUGAACAGAGGCUCUGCAACUAUUUCUGCCGUGUCGAAAUGAUGGAAAAAGGGGGCAGAAAGGUUGCAGUUCUGCUCACACCGAGCAUGGUGGAUGCUCUAUCACUACUUGCAAGUAACAGAACUGAAUCAGGUGUUUGUGCAACAAACCUCUUCCUUUUUGCAAGACCCAAAGCAAUGAGCCACUACAGAGGACAUGACUGUUUGCGUGUUCAUGCAAGCCAGUGUGGCGCAAAGCACCCUGAGCACCUCAGGUCAACACAACUCAGGAAACAUGUCGCCACACUGUCCCGAGUCCUCAACUUAAAAAACAAUGAACUUGAUCAGGUUGCAGAUUUCUCGGGUCACGACAUCCGUGUUCACCGUGAUUUCUACAGAUUACCAGUUCCCACAACACAACUGGCCAAGAUUUCCAAACUGCUUCUAUCAAUGGAGAAAGGACAUCUUUCCGGCAUGCAGGGGAAAUCCCUGGAUGAGAUUGAAAUUGACGAUGAAAUGGUUUUAAGUGAUGCUGAGGCCAAUGACGAUGGGAGCAAAUAUGAUAGCAGUGACACCGCAGACCUGCCGUCGGAGUGUGUGACUAGCGAGCCUGUGGAGACUGCAUCGUGGUCUACAAUCACAGAGCAGCUCCAUGACACUAAAUAUAUUGAAGACAGCAAUGACAAUAGAUAGUCUGCAUGUGAACGCCUCGGGUUUCUCCCACAUGUCCAGUCACAACGGGGAGCUGAAGAUCCAGAGCGUCUACGGAAAAUGGAGGGCCCACAGGCAGUGGACGACCAUGACAACCUCUUCACCACGUCAGAAGUGGAGGCCCGGAACUCGCUGUCUGUGGACCACAGCGUGGGGGGGCUGGCCCUAUGUCUUGUGUCGCAAGGUUUUUCCCAACGAUGCCAAAAUGAUCGUCAACAUGCGUCACCACACUGACGAGAAGCCGUACGGGUGCGACCAAUGCAAGAUGCGCUUCAAACUGAAGGGCACCCUGAAGCGCCACAAGAGUACUCACUCCGAGAGGAAGCCCUAACAGACAGGAAGGCCACCUGAAGACGCACAUGAUGUCUCACUCCGGGGAGAAGUCCUACAGACGGGACCAAUGCACAAAGCGCUUCAGACAGCAAUGCGUCCCGACGCUCCCAGGAGGACUCAUUCCUGGGAGAUGCCCUACAAGUGUGACCAAUGCAGAAAACGAGUCAGUGUGAGCUCCAGGCUGAAGACCCACAUGAGGACUCACUAAGGGGAGAGGCCCUACAGGUGUGACCAAUGCACAAAGAGCUUCAGAAAGAAAGGCACCCUAAAGAACCACAUGAGGACUCACACCAGGGAGCUGCCCUACAGGUGUGACCAAUGCAUGAAGUGCUUAGGAGACAGCUCCAACCUGAAGAUCCACAUAAGGACUCACACCAGGGGGAAGCCCUACAGGUGCGACCAAUGCAUGAAGCACUUCGGAUAUAGCACCACCCUGAAGAGCCACAUGAGGAUUCACACCGGCGAGAAGCCCUACAAGUGCGACCAAUGCGUGAAGUGCUUCAGAGAGAGCUGCAAGCUGAAGAUCCACAUGAGGACUCACACCGGCGAAGGCGAGAAUACCUAAAGGUGCGACCAAUGCACAAAGCGCUUCGGACAGAGCACCAAGCUGAAGAUCCAGAUGAGGACUCACACCGACAGGAAGCCCUACAGGUAGCUUCGAACGGAGCGCAAACCUGAAGACCCACAUGAGCACUCACACCGGGGAGAAAACCUGCAUAUGUCUGCAGUGCAACGCCAGCUACAGCGACCCAAGCAAUUUGGGUGUGCACAUGCUCAAGCACAUGGUCAAUAGGGUGCUUUGACACGGGGCAACGUGACGCUUUGAUUGACACCUCUAUCCUGUAUUCGUUGAAAUUACUACUUUUUUUAGUUUUUUCUUUUUUUCAUCCUGAAGAUGUUUUCCAACUUUUGAUUCGCUUUGUAUUUAUUGUUAAUAAUUGAUGUAUGUGAGAUGAGGAAGAACUUAUGUUUAGGACGCUAUUGACGGCAAAAUAUUUGAUUGAAUUUAAGAGCUUGAUCAUGGGAAGAUACAGGCAGCAAAGUUACCAGGCAUACAUUCAAUGAGACGAUGGGUGUACAUGAUUCUUAUUGGAACCUUUCACAUCGUGGGUAAACAAACAAAGGUGAGGGAAUGUGACCAUCAUGGAGAGUUUAGGAUGGCCAGGGGAGAGACCAAGUUAAAUUGCAAUACACUAUGGAUGCAGUGGACAUGGAUGCGAGACAGUUAAAGGCAUCUACACAACACAGAAGUCAGUCGAUUGGCCUCAGUAUCAGACUUGGUGUCUACAGUUGCAAUGCAAGUUAUCUUAACACCUUUUCAAUUAGAGAGUGCGAGAGGGAUCUCUAGGUCCAAGGAGAAUGUAUAGAAAUGUCUUUCAAUUGACUAGUAAUUAUUAUGUAAAGGGGGUUUUAUAUAAUUUGUAUAUUAUAGUUACGCUUGAUAUUACCAUGACAGUCAUUACGCUACCUUUGUUAAUAAAAAUUGCCUGCAAAGUU